AUGUGCUCAUGGAGUAGCGGAAGCAGAGGAAAAAAGUUAGUUUCCCUGGCUACUAUUUCUAAAGUUAAUACAGUGAAUUCAGAGGAAGAGCCUUGCUUAAGCGCUCAGAAUUAUUAUUGUGAUGAAGAUGUACUACAGGAUGUACAGAUGGAAGAAUUCAUACCAAUUACCAAGAGUUGCGUAAUUGAUAAUGGAUCGAUGACUAUUCGAUACAUGGAUUCAGCUGAUACUGUUGUGGAUGGUCAGGCAAAUGUGGAAGUGGAAGAAAAAAAUAUUCAAAAUAUGGAAGACGAUAGUCGUGGGGAUGAGAAUAGAAGGGAACCUAUGAAAAAUGAUGCAAAUCAAAUAAUAGAAGAAACAGAGAUUGUAGAAGAGGAGAAUGAAACUAAAGGGUAUGAGGAAGCAGAUCCAUAUGAAACAGUUGAAGGCCACACAAAAAAAGGCGAAGAAAGAAAAAAAUACAAACUGUCCAAGGAAGUGAGAGCUGAAACUAAGAAAAACAAGGUAAUCUCGCUUCAUAAGGUCAGAGAAGGCUGUAUAAACUGUAAGCUCAAAUGUCGGACAUUCUUUACCGAGGAGGAGAGAAACACCACAAACCACGAAUUUUGGAAGUUGGACUGGAAGGGAAAACGAACAUUUGUGAUGAACUCGACAGAGAAUAGAACACCAAAGAGAAAAGUAGAAGGUUCAAAGAAAAACAAGACAUUCACAUAUUUUCUUCUUCACCACAGGGAUGUCCGCAAUAUCACUCUAUGGUUGGACAAUUGUUCUAGCCAGAAUAAAAACUGGGCAUUAUUCUCCUUUCUUGUUUAUAUUGUGAACUCAACAAGUAUAUCCGCUGAGACCAUUCACUUGAACUAUUUUGAACCAGGUCAUACCUUUAUGUCGGCGGAUUCGUUCCACCACCAAGUAGAAGAAUCACUAAAGCGUCAAGUCAAAACAUAUGAUUUUGCAGACUUUGAGAAGGCAGUACAGUCCAGCAAUAAGGGAAAGGUACAAAUCAAAUCCAUGAAACUGAAUGAUUUUCAAUUGUGGAAAAGUCUCCAUUCAGUUAGUAAAAUUAAGAAACAGGAUCCCAGUUUUACUAUGAGUAAAAUAACGGAAUUAAUGGUAAAGAGGACUGAAUUUGUGAUGUACUACAAACGCAAUUUUGAGGAAGAAUGGAAGAAACUAGAUUUUUUGCUAAAAAAACAUAUUGGUGAAAUGCCAACAGCCCCAAUAAAAACGGCACCAAAUGGCUUUGAGCGUCAAAAAGUUGAAAACCUGCUUAAAGCGGUUGGUUCCAUUAUGCCAGGUAACAGGAAAGAAUUUUGGGAGAAACUUCCAGAAAAAGUUAUCUAG
Acanthoscelides obtectus is the source of this 1341-nucleotide messenger RNA. The record is from the annotation of a GenBank genome assembly. Lineage: Eukaryota; Metazoa; Arthropoda; Insecta; Coleoptera; Chrysomelidae.